AUGUCCGACCUUCUACCCAUCGAGCUGUGGAUCGAGGUUCUUUCACAUUUGCCUCGAGGAUUUAGAAGGAAGAUGAUUGGGGUUAGCCGUGCACUUUUCGAACUAGCUAUGGACGACAUCUAUGAAGAAAUUAUCCUGUGCGCCGAUGAUGAUAAAGCGCGGUUUGCAAUUUUUCAGCUCCAAUACCCCAAUAUUUCUAGACGAGUUCGACGAUUGGUAAUAUUUGUCCGACCCGACAACCCACGAAAAAAGGCUCUUCCGAUUCCUCAACCUUGCAUCGGCUCAGAUAGCGAUUCACAUCGUACACCCUUUCCUAAACACACUGGUUCUAAUGAAGGAAAGGAUUCCUAUGCUCGACUAUUGUCGAUCGCUCGGUAUAAUCUGCAGUCAUGCUUCAACCUUCAGGACCUCAAGAUGGAUUUCAGCGGUUCCUUGUUAGAGCCAUUGAAACCCUAUUUCAAGCCAUUCCUCAGAUCUCUUUGGCACCGCGAAUCCAUUGGACCGAGGAUCCGACGACUAUCUAUGCAGGCUUCGGACUUACCGAUAUCUACUGUCUUCGAAAUGUUCUCGGUACAUGGCUUAUCGCCCCCUCCUGUGAUCAACAUCGAGGAACUCGACCUGAGCUUCCGCCAUAUACUAUACCUCAGUAAUGAAAGUCGUAACUACCACCAUAUCGCAUCUUUCCUAUCUGCCCUGGAACGGUCACUGGUGUCCUUUACAGUGUCUGGAUACCUGAUCCCUCAUAUUAUCUCAGUGUUCACAGCAUCAGGGACUUUCGAACAACUAAAGAAACUGGAACUACAUUCAACAUUCAAUGUAGAGCGUGACAUAAAAGAGAUUGUACCACUCCAGCAGUUUAUCGCUAGGCAUUCUAAAACUCUAGAGCACCUCAUCAUCGAUCCUGCAACUCGGGAAGCCAAUUCUGAUCUCAGCAGUCGUUUAUUUCUACGGUGGCUUAGCGACGAUGGCGGCUUUCCUCUUCAACCUCUACCAAAGCUGCACACUCUGGAACUUGCUUACCAGUACCAUAUGGCUUACGGAUCCCAUCGUUCUUCAUCGUUGUUCCCCAAUCUACAGCAUAUUUGCCCAAAUUUGACUGCAUUAUCUAUCAAGAACAUAGAACUUAACUUCGAUAAUGUUAUGGACCUCUUUGUUUGCCUUCCUAGGCCUAAUGGAUUGUGUCAAAUGGAGUCUUUGACACUACAAAUAGACAUUCUGACCCCCAAAUUGUUGGAUCUUCUCGCCCAAAAUUUACCAAAGCUGGCUUCAUUGGAACUUUUCAUCGCUUCUGCUACCGAAAAUCUUGAAAAUGAAGCUCCAGAGCAGCACCUUCUUUGCCAAAGGAUUCGAGAGCGUAAAUAUCCGACAUUGGCAUUGAAGUUCCUGCGCAUUACAUCCUCAUCUUCAUCUUCGCCAUACUGUCAUUAUCCGCAUCCUAAUCUUCCCAUCAUGGAGGCUGUGAAACCAAGCCUUUCCGUCAUGUCUUCAUACCCAUACUCAGUUGCCCGUUCGUACGAUUCGGGCAGCUUUACGGAUGAGAACAACCCACUCAUCGCCUCUCUUCUCGCUACCGACGCAUUCGACGAGAUAUCCACGGCAGAAGACUUUGGAGCCGUCGAGCGUUAUAUCCGGAAUCAAGGCCGCGUCGACAGCGCCGGGCGGACGACGAUUGGACUCGUUUUUUGGGUGUACCCAACUGGCAUGCGCGGGCCCUAUCAUAUUGGGUCUUUAGAAGACCAUGGCGAUCAUCAGGAGGAGGGAUCGGGGCGAGUGUCGACGCAUGGCUUGCUCGUCACGGUUGAGCGGGGUGCUGCGCUGGGCGAUGCUGUUACGACGAUUAGGGUCGAGUGCAGGACGAGCGGGAUAUCGCACGUACACAUCAAGAAGGCCUGA
Psilocybe cubensis is the source of this 1893-nucleotide messenger RNA. RefSeq lists its product as uncharacterized. The transcript has 4 exons. Bases 1 to 1893 code for a protein of 630 amino acids. The record is from RefSeq and is a predicted model, not a curated record. NCBI's taxonomy places the organism in Eukaryota, Fungi, Basidiomycota, Agaricomycetes, Agaricales, Agrocybaceae.